This is a messenger RNA of Nylanderia fulva, 407 nucleotides long. Its product is annotated as defensin-like. The record is from RefSeq and is a predicted model, not a curated record. Gene Ontology annotation, biological process: defense response. NCBI's taxonomy places the organism in Eukaryota, Metazoa, Arthropoda, Insecta, Hymenoptera, Formicidae.
UACUCUAUUUAAUGUUACUAUAUUUACGAGAUCUGACAAUUGCUAGACAUUGCCAGACGAAAUGAAAAUCUUCGUAUUCGUUCUUUUGAUCAUGACUACAGUCGCAAUUGCAUUGCCUAUGGAAGAUUUAUUGGAAAUGGAAAAUAAAAGCGAAUCUUUGGAAUUGCAACUGGCAUCUACCGAAGAAAAUCAUGUUGAACCUGAAGGCUUUCUAUGCGAAAUUUUUGCAGAUGGUUUCAACGAUACUGCUUGUGCUAUUAGUUGCAUUCUCACUGGAAGAACAGGAGGAAAAUGCACUAAAGAUGGUGUUUGCUUAUGUCGCAAGAAAAAAUGGAUUGGUUAAAUGGUUUGAUCAAACCUGAUUUUUGUAAUUGUUCUCUUAGAUAAAUAAAAAAUUUUGAUCGAUA